AUGGAGCGGGUGCUGUGUGGUGCUAAGCCCCUGUGCGCUGCCGCACACCGAAGUGCUUUACCUCGAAUAAAGCUGGCUCGCACCGCUCCCGGGCGGGGGCCGCCACGGCCGGGCCACACACGUGGAGGCAGCGGCGGGGGCUGCCCCGCGCUCCGCUCCUCCACGCCCGUUCCCGCAAGCCCCGCCCUCAGCGGGUUUGCCCCCGUCUGGCCCCGCCCCGCGUUCCCCGUGCGCGCGGGGAGCCCGCGAUACCGGACAGCGACCGGCAAGAAACGGCCGCGGUGGGUACAGCCCUGGGGGUGCCCCCGAGAGGGGCCCUGUCCCCGCCGUGUCCCCUCGGCUGCCGGGCGCUGCCCUUCCCCGCGCGGUGCCUCCUGCGGCUGCCGUUCUGUGCUGCGAGUGCCCCCAAACCGGGCCCUCCCUGCGGCGGCUGCUGUCCCCGCGCGGUGCCUCCUGCGGCUGCCCGCCCGUGCUGUGAGUGCACCGAACCGGGCCCUCCCUGCGGUGCCUGCUCUCCCCGCGCGGUGCCGUCCGGUGCCACCGCGUCCCAGGCUGUGUCUUGCCGGGUCAUGCCCGGUGCUGCGCGCUUCCCCCCUGUAGUGCCCUCCUGCUGCCAGCUCAUGGCCGAUGUUCCGCACGGCCCACGUCCGUCACCGCGAGCUUGCCCUCCGCCCCCUUCCCGUGCCUGUUUGUCUUUCCAGCCCAGCUCAUCGCCGGCCAUCACCGGGUGUUGACUCUGCGCAUUCCUCCCCGGCCGCGCCCGCCGCUGACAGUCGUUAGCCCGGGGCUGUCGCACGCACGGCUCCCGCUACUGAUAACGUUGGCACUUGUGAGGAGGUGGGAGAAGCGCCCGCGGUGCCUGGCGCUGCUCGGGGACAGGGCUGUGGGUUAAUGCCAGCGGCAGCUUGGCCGGAGGAUAAAGGUCUGCCUAUCCCGGUCUGCCCAGGUCUCCCUUUGUCUUGGCUCUCCCUAGGCUGCUUCAGUUCACAUCCUGCGCCCACCAGCACCAUGGCAUUGGGAUGGUCCUGCUGGGUCUUCCUGCUGCUCCUGCCUUCCCUGGCCUGCGCCAGGGGGCCUGGCCCUGUCCUUGUCAACCGCCCCUUUGUCACCAUCUGGAACAUCCCCACGGAGCGCUGCGCCGAGAAGUACAACGUUACCCUCAACCUGGAGGUCUUUGAUGUGUUGGCCAAUGACCAGCAGUCCUUCACCGGGCAGGACAUCACCCUGUUCUACAGCAAGGAGCUGGGGCUCCUCCCCUACUACACAUCUGAGGGGAUGCCAGUGAACGGGGGUCUCCCCCAAAAUGCCAGCCUGCAGGCCCACCUCCAGCAGGCCACCCGGGACAUCAAGGUCACCCUGCCCAGCCCUGCCUACAGAGGAUUGGCUGUCAUCGACUGGGAGAAGUGGCGCCCGCUGUGGGUCCGCAACUGGGCCUCCAUGGACAUCUACCAGCAGCAAUCGGAGGAGCUGGUGCGGCAGCAGCACCCGCAGUGGCCCCCUGAGCUGGUGAAGGAGGCGGCCAAGCAGCAGUUUGAGCAGAGCGCCCGCAACUUCAUGGAGCAGACCCUGCGGCUGGGUGAGAGCCUGCGUUCCGACAGCUACUGGGGGUUCUAUGGCUUCCCUGACUGCUACAACAAUGACUUCGACAGCCUGCCCUACACCGGGAUGUGCCCGGCGGUGGAGCAGCAGAGGAACAAGGAGCUGUGGUGGCUCUGGGAGAGCAGCCGGGCGCUCUACCCCAGCAUCUACCUGCCCUCCUGCCUCAACGGCACCAACAAGGCGCUUGCCUACGUCCGGCAUCGUGUGGCUGAGGCUUUUGCCAUGCAGCGUGAUGUCCUUGGUGGUGGCAUCCCUGUUCUGCCCUACUCCCAGAUUGCCUUCGACUGCACAGUCGACUUCCUUUCCCAGGAGGACCUGAUGAACACCAUCGGGGAGAGUGCAGCUCAGGGUGCUGCUGGCAUAAUCCUCUGGGGCAGCCUCAACUACAGCAACUCCAAGGAGAUGUGCCUGAGGCUGAAGGACUAUGUGGAAGGGCCACUAGGCCACUACAUCGUCAAUGUGACAGCCAGCACUGAUCUCUGCAGCCAGAGCUUGUGCUCCGGCCAGGGCCGAUGCGUGCGCAAGGAGGACAAGCAGGGCUUCCUCCACCUCGACCCCUUCCGCUUUGCCAUCAACCUGCAAGCUGGCAAGCCCUGGCUGGUGACCCAGAGCCUGGAGUCCAGUGAUGACACCUCGGGGCUGGCUGAGCAGUUCAGGUGCCAGUGCUAUGACAUGUGGCAGGGGCCCCGCUGCGACACUCAGGACCCCACCAGCUGAUGUGCACAGGCAUGGCGGGGCAGGCAGGGUGACACCGCCUCGCGCCCCAGCACCCUCACCGUGGGGUUGGGACCCCACCGUGGCACCGCUAAUAAAACCCGUAGGCACUUGCAA
Molecule: messenger RNA, 2430 nt
Organism: Neopsephotus bourkii (Bourke's parrot)
Lineage: Eukaryota; Metazoa; Chordata; Aves; Psittaciformes; Psittacidae
Product: hyaluronidase-1-like
Biological process (GO): hyaluronan catabolic process; carbohydrate metabolic process
Molecular function (GO): hyalurononglucosaminidase activity
Source: RefSeq, a predicted model, not a curated record